Molecule: messenger RNA, 1353 nt
Organism: Cavenderia fasciculata
Lineage: Eukaryota; Evosea; Eumycetozoa; Acytosteliales; Cavenderiaceae
Product: WD40 repeat-containing protein
Exons: 2
Coding region: 1-1353 (450 amino acids)
Biological process (GO): endoplasmic reticulum unfolded protein response
Cellular component (GO): endoplasmic reticulum
Molecular function (GO): protein binding
Source: RefSeq, a predicted model, not a curated record
AUGACAUAUGAUAAUAUGAUUGAAGAAUAUUAUACAUUGGUGAUUGAUCAUUGGUAUGCAACUAUACCAAUCACUAUCAUUGUAUUGUUUAUAGUUACUAGGUUGGUUCGAUCCACACCUUCCUCUUCAUCAUCAUCGUCAUCGCCAUCCUCUUCUAAAGAUGGUAGUCGCAGUAACAAAGUAAAUGAUAGUAAAGAGAUUAAUAAGAAGACCAAGAAAGGUGGUUCAUCAUUGACUUCAGUUGGAUCAGGUAUAUCAACUACCACAACAACACUAAAGCAAGGAAACACAACUACUACAACUACAACAACAGUAUCAUCUCCACAUAUUCAACCACAACAACAACUACACCAAUUGUUCUUUAAACAAUUCAAGACAAUGACACCAAAACCAUGGAUCUACGGUGUAUCAAUGUCAUCUGAUAACAAACUUGCAUUUACUGGUGGUCAGACUGGAGACAAUUGUAUAAAGAUUAUCCCAAUGUCUAGUAUAUUUGAUGGUGCACCAAAGACAACACAAGCAAACAUCAAGUUUGAUACGGCCGACACUGUUGCAUGGUCGAGUAAUGGAAACUUAUACGCUACACUUCACGACUCGAGAAAAUUGAUUGGUUGGACACUCAAGACCAAUGCCGAGGGUAAACAACAAUACGUCACAUUGUUUGAAGCAGACACUGGUAUUCCUAUUGGAGGACCACGGGUAAUUACUCUGUGUGCAUCAGCCAACUAUAUCCUUGUCAUGACCGAAGAUACAAUGGUCAGACUGUACGAUAGUUUGAAAGGAACUCUAUUAACAGCCAUCAACACUGGUCAAAUGAAACAUUACAUGGCAUCAAUGUCUGGUAACGGUAAAUUAUUUAGUAUUGCCUCUUUCAAUUCAGAAAUUAAAAUUUGGGAACCAUCAUUCAAAAGAGAUAAUUCAUUUGAUAAGGCUCCAAAAGCAAUUAGUUUAACUGGUUAUAAAACAAGUAUAUUUGGAAUAUCAUUUAAUAAUGAUGGUACAAGAGUGAUUACAGUAUCAAAGGAUGGAUUAUUAAAACUAUGGAAUUUAGAUAUAAACUAUGGUAUUGGACAAGAACCAGAGGUUAUUUAUACGGUUGCAGUUGGAAAUGAUUUUGUUGGUGCACCAGCCAACUUGGUCACCAUGGCACCCAAUGGAAAGGUGUUUGCCAUUGGAAACCAAAACUUUGUUCAAUUUAGAAGAGUAUCCGAUGGUCAAUUACUCGACACUCUACCAAAGGCAGCAGAGGGGACACCCUAUACUGACAACUCUGUUUGUUGGACAAAUGAUAGUAAAUUUUUUAUAACAUCAGGUUAUGGUGUAUUUACCCUUUGGAAUGUUCCAAAAUUAUAA